Myotis myotis is the source of this 5032-nucleotide messenger RNA. It is a transcript of the gene SYNE3, whose product is annotated as spectrin repeat containing nuclear envelope family member 3. Gene Ontology annotation, biological process: nuclear migration. The transcript has 18 exons. Lineage: Eukaryota; Metazoa; Chordata; Mammalia; Chiroptera; Vespertilionidae. Bases 110 to 3043 code for a protein of 977 amino acids. Gene Ontology annotation, molecular function: actin filament binding. Gene Ontology annotation, cellular component: nuclear outer membrane; cytoplasm; meiotic nuclear membrane microtubule tethering complex. The record is from RefSeq and is a predicted model, not a curated record.
AGCAGCCCGGGACGCUGGGAGGAGGAGGGCGGCUCCGCGAUCUGCCGGCGGCUCCGCGACCUGCCGGCGCGCCCCGCUCCUGCGCCCCGCUCCACGGCCCGCAGGUGCCAUGACUCAACAGCCCCAGGAGGGCUUCGAGGGCAGCGUGGAGGACGCCCGGGAGUGGAUGAAGGCGGUGCAGGAGCGGCUGCAGAUCAAUGACAACACCCAGGGGCCCCGGGCCGCCCUGGAGGCCCGGCUGCGGGAGACCGAGAAAAUAUGCCAGCUGGAGCCGGAGGGGCGCGUGAAGGUGGACCUGGUGCUGCAGGCGGCCGAGGCGCUCCUGGCCUGCUGCCCCGAGGACCAGAAGCCCGCGGUCCUGGCGCGGCUAAGGGACAUCAAGGCCCAGUGGGAGGAGACGGUCACCUACAUGAUUCACUGUCACAGCCGCAUCGAGUGGGUGUGGCUGCACUGGAGCGAGUACCUCCUGGCCCGCGACGAGUUCUACCGCUGGUUCCAGAGGAUGACGGUGGCGCUGGCGCCGCCCGUGGAGCUGCAGCUGGGCCUGAAGGAGAAGCAGUGGCAGCUGGGCCAGGCCCAGGUGCUGCUGCACGACGUGGGCCACCAGGCCAUGCUCCUGGACCGGCUGCUGGAGGAGGCGGCCUCCCUGUUCCACAGGAUCGGGGACCCCAGCGUGGACGAGGACGCCCAGAAGAGGAUGAAGGCAGAGUACGAGGCCGUGAAGGCCAGAGCCCAGGACCGAGUGGACCUGCUGGAGCAGGUGACCCAGGAGCAUGAGCGCUUCCAGGCGGACAUGGACGAGCUGCAGCUGUGGCUGCAGGCGGUGGUGGCGAAGGUGAACGGCUGCGUGGGGCGGAGCUGCUCGCUGCCCGCUGGCCGCCGGCUCUCGGCGCUGCAGGACAUCGCCAAGGACGUCCCCAGGGGCGAGGAGUCUCUGAGGCGGCUGGAGGCGCAGGCGGAGGGGGUCAUCCGGAACACCUCUCCUCUGGGUGCCGAGAAGAUCACCCGGGAACUGGAGGAGAUGCGGAGAGUCCUGGAGAAGCUCCGCGGCCUCCGUGAGGAGGAGGAGGGGCGGCUGCGCGGGCUGCUGGCGUCCACGGGCGCCUUUGAGCAGCAGAGGGCGCAGCUGGAGGCCGAGCUGGGAGAGUUCCGGAAGGACCUGCGGCGGCUGGCGGAGGAGGGCCUGCAGCCCGCGGCGAAGGCGGGCACCGAGGACGAGCUGGUGGCCCGCUGGAGACUCUACUCGGCGACACGGGCGGCGCUGGCCACAGAGGAGCCCCGGGUGGACCGGCUGCAGGCCCAGCUGAGGGAGCUCAUCGCCUUCCCCCACGACCUGCAGCAGCUCCCCGACAGCGUCGUCGAGGCCAUCCAGGAGUUCCAGAGCAUGAAAGGGCAGAGCGCCCGGCUGCGCAAUGCCGCGGGCGUGGAGCUGUGGCGGCGUUUCCAGCGGCCUCUGCAGGAUCUGCAGCUGUGGCGGGAGCUGGCCCAGCGGCUCCUGGACGUCACGGCCAGCCUGCCUGACCUGCCCUCCAUCCACACCUUCCUGCCGCAGAUCGAGGCGGCCCUGGCCGAGAGCUCCCGCCUGAAGCAGCAGCUGACCAUGCUGCCGCUGAAGACAGACCUGCUGGGCAGUGUCUUCGGCCAGGACAGAGCCACGGCCCUCCUGGAGCAGGUGACGAGCUCCGUGCGGGACAGGGACCUGCUCCACAACAGCCUCCUGCAGAGGAAAAGCAAGCUGCAGAGCCUGCUUGCUCAGCACAAAGACUUCGGGGCUGCCAUCGAGCCCUUGCAGAGGACGCUCUCGGACCUCCAGACCAGGGCCCGAGCCGAGAAUGGGCUUCAGCGGGACCUUCCUGGGAAACAGGCCCAGCUGUCGAGGCUGCAGGGGCUGCAGGAAGAGGGGCUGGACCUGGGCGUGCAGGUGGAGGCCACCAGGCCUUUCAUCCAGGGGAACCCCAACCACCAGCACAGAAUGGACCAGCUUUCCGCCGACUGCCAGGCCCUGCAGCGGUCCCUGGAGGACCUGGUGGACGGCAGCCAGCGGAGCACACGGGAGCACUGCGCCUUCAGCCACGAGCUCCUGCAGCUGCAGCAGUGGGUGGCCGUGGUCACGCAGAAGCUGGAGUCCUACCUGGGGGACACGGGCCCCUGGGAUGCCCAGGCCCGCGAGGCCGAAGUCCAGGGGCUGCUGGCGGAAUUCCCCGAGAAGGAGGCCCAGCUGCCCCUGGUCGAAGCGCACGGCCGGCUGGUGAUGGAAAAGUCCUCCCCGGAAGGGGCUGCCGAGGUCCAGGAGGAGCUGGCGGAGCUGGCGGGGGCGUGGCGGGCCCUGAGGCUGCUGGAGCAAAGCCUGCUGAGCCUCAUCAGAAACCGGCAGCUGCAGAGGCUGGACGUGGACUCCGGGAAGACCCCGAUUUUCACCAACAACAUCCCGAAGAGGGGCUUUGUCCUCACCCCCACGGGGCCCCUCUCCAGGCGGCACCGGCAGCAGGCAGACCCGCGCCAGGAAGCAGGAGGCGGCCCCGAGGGCUUCCCCCAGCUCCUGGGUGACUUCGAGCGGUGGCUGCAGGUGGAGAACGCCAAGCUGGUGAGAGUCAUCGCCAUGAGAACCGCCACGGCCGAGGCCGCCAGGGCCAGAGAGACGAAGCUGCAGGAGCUGGAGGCUCGGGUCCCUGAAGGCCAGCAUCUCUUCGAGGACCUCCUCCGUCUGGGGCCGGCGAGGGGCGCCUCGGAGGAGCUGGAGGACCUGCGCUACCGCUGGAUGCUGUACAAGUCCAAGCUCAAGGACUCCGGGCAACUGCUGACGCAGAGUUCUGCAGGGCAGCCCGCUGGAUUCCAGAAGGCCCGGCCGCGGCGAGGACCCGGCGGCUUCCUCCGGAGGGUGUGCUGCGUGGCGCUGCCCCUGCAGCUGCUCCUGCUGCUGCUGCUGCUGCUGCUGCUGCUCCUGCUCCCCGUGGGCGAGGAGGCCCGCAGCUGCACACUGGCCAACAACUUCGCCCGCUCCUUCAGGCUCAUGCUCCGCUACAGCGGCCCCCCGCCCACCUAGCCGCGGGGCUCACCGGUGACUUUCUCCUCCGGCCUCCUCAGGACACGGGGACGCUGGACAUGGGCAGGUGGACGGCAGAGCUGCCGGGACAAAGACUGUGCGGGUGCUCCCAGCACAGAACGACUUUUUCUACGGUGUUGUCUGUCUAUUUAUGCUGCACGUGCGCUGGGCGGGACCAGCACCGACGUACAGGACUCUGUGCGCUGCAUGUGCAGGCUCGUGCGGACGGUUUCGGGGGAGGAUCUGUUCGGGGUGGGGAAAGGGCUGCCCUGGACUGGGGGUCUGCCGUCAGCCCUGGAAACGCAGCAUGUCGCUCGGGGUGACCUCCUACCCAGAAGCCCACCCCCAGCCCAGGGCUACUGAGGCCUCUGCUUGGCGUUCGGACGGGCCCGCUCAGGCCCAGUGGCUCCUGUGUUAGGCACCAUGACGGAGGACAUGCUUGUCUCAUUUUCAACUGGACAGAAGCAGAAAUGGGGGCGCUCACUGGCAGGCCCAGCGAGGGCAGUGAAGAGUGACCUCCAGGGAGGGCGGGGCCUGGAAGAGCAGCCCGGGAAGGACCAAGGGGCAGGCCGAUGGGGCGCCGCGGGCCCCGAUGGCACGGACCAGGGCGAGAGUCGCAGUUCCAUGGCGCCUGCGUGUCCUGUUCAGGGAGAGACCUCAGGGCUAAGAUCUCCGUGGAGCGAGGGGUGCGCCCUGUGAGCAGCCGCCUCCCGUGAGGGAAGAUGCCCCCCGCCCCCCGUCACUCUUGGGCUGAGCUGGUCCUGUCCCCCCUGGAGUGGAGGGGAGCCCGUCACACUAGGAAGUGAGGGCCCCAGACAGAGGUGAGGGGUCAGCCUUGCGGCUCAGCCGCCGGAAAGGCUCUCCCUCCUCCUCCCUGGAGGGGCUCUGGACAGAGGCAGAUCCUCGGGACCAAGAGUGCCCCCACGUGCCCCUGAAAGGGAGCCAGCUCCGGGCGCCACACCUGGCCCUCCGCCAGGCCUGGGCCGCGGCCCCCCCACCAUCUGGGAGGGCCGGCCCUCUCUCUGCUGGGCCCCGAGGCCGGAAACAGGCCCCUUCCUCCCCGGGGACUCCGGGGGCUCCUGAGCGCUAUAACUGGAUCGUGUUUUCCCUAAAUCAACACGAAGCUUUCCUUUCUCAGAGAUGCCCAGCGCCCGCGCUUUACCCAUCGAGCCGGUCUGCUCAGUUACCCGCAGGCCCAGGGCAGCUCCUCGGGGCUGUGGAGCCAGAAGGCGUGACAGACCCUGGAAGCCCCGGAAGCCGGGGGAAACUGAGGCGCCGGAGCCCUGGCCCCGUGCGAUGCCCCCCGCCUCCGCCCGGCACACUGGCCUCCCUUUCUCGCCAGGCCCGGCCUGGGCACAGCUCUCGCCGCUGGACCCGGGGUCCCAGAACCAAAAGGAACCGGACAUUCGGGCGCGGGAAGGCGGUGCUGCUGGGAACCGUGCCGGGCCCCCAGCAGAAAGCCCGCUUCGCCGCAGGGAGAAGCCGCCCGCGGGCGACCCUCUGCUGGGUCAGGGCUGCGCCACCCAGACCUCAGUCCAGCAGCCACGCCGGGUGCAGGGGGCCCUGUGCGUCCACCCUAGACGGUCCGAGCUGGCAGGGCCUUCAGUGUCUCCACUGCCCCUCCCCCUUCACAGGGAGAAGGCUGAGGCCCAGAGAGGGGCAGUGACCUACCUGCCUGUGGGCACACAGCAAGGGGGCAAGGUCACCCCGCCCCCAGGGUGCACCCCGCCCCCAGGGGGCACCCUGCCCAGGACGGCCAGGAGCAGGCCCCCCGCCCGCCUUGUCAGUAACUUCCAGAAGCAAGGGCUUUGAGCGGGAACGUGGUGCUUCCGUGUGGAGCGUGUGGGCUGGCGGGCGGGAGUGUCUGUAUAUUUUGUAAACUUUGAUGAUGAUGCCUUAGUCUGCUUGUUUGCAUAACUUUUUCUAAAAAGGAGACCUGAUAUUUUCAUUACUUUAUAUAAAUGCAGUUGUAAUGGGAUCGAACAACCA